AUGCUUAAGAACGAGCUAAGAAAGAAUGUCUACAUUGACUACCAAAAUGAACCUAUUCUUAACUGGGCCGAUAAGGAGGUGUUAACAGGUGAUGAGGUGUCUGAUUUGGUAGAAGAUGAUGAUACAGACUCACACAUUUCAGAUAUAAUGGAAUGCGAGCACGAAUCUGAUGAAGAGAUGCAUACUUUUGACAAAACAAUUGAUGAUGAAUUUUUGAACAAGUUGUCAGGUAAACCCAUUCCUAAUAGUAAUGAAGAAGAACCAAAUAAUGAUGAUGAAGCUAGUGAUGAAGAUGAUGAGGUUAUGUUCCAUUUAUGUGAUGAGAAUAAAGGAUAA
Messenger RNA from Lactuca virosa, 336 nucleotides. The record is from the annotation of a GenBank genome assembly. Lineage: Eukaryota; Viridiplantae; Streptophyta; Magnoliopsida; Asterales; Asteraceae.